This is a messenger RNA of Spizellomyces punctatus DAOM BR117, 3906 nucleotides long. RefSeq lists its product as uncharacterized. Bases 76 to 3774 code for a protein of 1232 amino acids. The transcript is spliced from 12 exons. Gene Ontology annotation, molecular function: protein binding. The record is from RefSeq and is a predicted model, not a curated record. Lineage: Eukaryota; Fungi; Chytridiomycota; Chytridiomycetes; Spizellomycetales; Spizellomycetaceae.
CACUUUCAUCUUCACUGCAUCUGCAAACUUUCCAUGAUACCAUAGGCGCACCGUACAUAUUUGCAUAAUACCGUAAUGGCAGGGUAUAAGUUGGAAAAGUUAGUGACUCUCGAGGAGGAUAUCAACACCUAUAGGUUUCGAGGACAAUGGGAAAUUGUCAUAGAGCUUGCGGACAAGCUUUUGUCUAAAUUGGAAGUCAGAGAAGGACGGAGAUUCGCAUUUGCCUGCAUAGCAAAAGCUGAUGCGAUGCUCAAUCUUGCGUAUGAGCCAUAUUUCAAGCAAGAUAACACUGCGGAUGAGGGUUUGAAGCGAAGAGGAUUCCAUAAUGCCAUAUUUACAAUACCUGACAAUGACGAUGAAGAAGGUGGAGACUCAGGUGGAUUUAACUUGAACUUGAGUGACGAGUCAUACACAGCCUGCCACCGUGCGCUGCUGUUAUUGGAUGAUGCAGUCAUUGCAUUACUUGAUAAGGAACCAGAGCCUGGGAGCCCGCUCAUGGAUCUGUGCAUGGAAGCUGAAGUCCUUGGAUGUCUCCACGAUCUGGUGACAGGAAGUGAGGGUGAAUGUGCAUGGAAAGUCAGAAAGGCAAAGUUUGGAUAUGAAGCUCCCCCACCAGAGCCGCGCUCCUUUGCUCAUCCGUAUGAUCGCGUCAUGUAUGCAAUGUAUUGGAUUGUGACUGCUUUGGGACAUCAUGUGGAUGAUUGGGACGUCUUGGCGUGCGAGUACAUGAACAAAGCUGUCGAUUUCUUUGCUGAUCAAGGAACGUUUUCGACCCCGACCCCGACUCGCCAGCGAUCAUCCACCCGCGUGGAUGAUAAUCAAUGGGAGAGAUGGUUUGAAUUCUCUCAUUUUUGGGCCACUUUGUACAAUGCAAGACUUGGGAACCGGGAAUGCUCGAUAGAAAUUGCCCGCGAGUAUUUACAGCGGCUAGCUGGUAAACCGGUCAGCUAUCGGCCACAGCCACGGGUCGCUGUUCUGGGCGUCUUCAUCCGUCAACUCCUUGGACUGCAGCCCUUAGCCCCCCCGCCCCGUCCGUUAGAAGGCAUUCCAAAAGAUACCGUGGAUACCGUAUCGAGCGAGGUCUUAGCGGAAAUACGCUCUUACAUACCCUUAUAUGAGUCCCUCACAACCCACCUCCUACCAUUCCCGCGGGGCGAGGACGCUCUACCGAUAGAGAAGGGCAGGCACAGCCGCGUCCUCGAAACCUUCGAUUGGUUCACAUACAUAGGGAUGCAGGCAGAACCUGGCGAGUCCAUUGGCGAGGCCGCAGAUCGACAUUAUCGACUUAUAGAACAUUUGUACCGAGGAACGAAGUACACGUUUCAUUCAAUGCGACUCCUCAGAUAUUUGGCCCAUACAUUCACCUCUCUUACGAGUUUCUUUGGGGAUAAUAUGACAGCUGAUGAAAAGAUUGAAGCUGAGGCUACCAUUGAGUCAUAUGCUUUUUUUUGGAACAAGCAUCUUAAGCUGAAAGUGGAGCUUGAGCGCAAAAGGCGCACAAACCCUCGUUUGUCGACGGAUGCACCACCGGGCGAAAACGGGGAGCCCAAAAAGAAACGCGUCAGUUAUGAUAGACACAGAGAACGUGUAUGGUUGGAUGCGCCGUCCAGGGAUCCCGUGAAUGAUCCAGAUGGAAACUUCAUUCUUCCCAUUUACCUGGAGGAUUACAUACAGAAACACCCUGAUCUCGCCGAACGUGAAGCGGGAAAGGACACUGAAGAUACCGUUGUAAUGGAGGAAGUUGAUGGUGAACGCAUCGUUGAUGCACUCGGCGUCUUCUUCGCCGGGGUGCGCAUGUGCAUCAUGAAUGCAGACGGCAACGAAGAAAAGCUCCGCAAGGGUCUUGAAUACGCUGAGACUGCACUUGGACUACUGAAAGAGCACGGACGAUCAUGUGGCCAAGACCUCCCCGACCUUGAGUAUCAAGCAUUUAAAUGGCUCGGCAUAAUAAAUAGCGAGCUUGCGCAGGAGGUUCGUGACAGUCAGCAACGACGAAAAUAUCAGAAGCAAGCGCUAGAAGCAAUGAAGAGAGCCAGAACAAUAAAGCCUAGUUCAUGGGAAGCGUCCUAUCAACGUGCCUUACAGUUAGCUGAGGCAGGAGAGAUCUCGCAAGCGAUCAUUAAAGUCAAAGACUCCUUACAGGAAAACAAGGCACAUGCUGCAUCCUGGAACCUGCUUGCUCUGCUUUUCAGUGCUCGCAAAGAUUACAACCAGGCUCUAAGAAUUUGCAACAUCGGCGUGAAAGAAUGUUUUGCUAAAAUAGAAAAGUCCUCGAUCUUGAAGGAUAGACUCGCUGUGCCAACAAAUGCGGUGAACGGUAGAUGGUCAUGGGAGGCGGUGGACGAUCUUGACAAGAUUGGUCUGAUCAAUCUAAAGUUAACACAAGUCGCUCUUGAAGCUUGGAAGAAUGGACCUAAGCCCGCGUUGGAGAUCAUGAAGCAGAUUCUCCGACUAUCCCGAAAAUUCUUUAGAGGAACAGAUAUCCCAGACGAUGCGGGUUUCCGUAUGAGUACUGAAACCGAGAGAAGUGGAUCAGCCGUCAACGGGAGUAAUGGACUGGGGGAAGCCGGCGAUUACCGAUCGCGUAAUCGAUCGCGUAGCUCUUCUUUCGCAUCAGGGGCGUCCUCCGAUACUGCGUCGCCAUCACAAACAAGCCUAGGAGGGUAUUACCGGUUUCGAGUCCAUGACUUGUUUGUCGGUAUCUGGCUUACGUCCGCUGCCCUCUACCGAUGUACUGGCCACUUCCAACAAGCAGAAGGUGCUGUGCGGGAAGCACAUCGAUUGGCCGAAGAAAUGGCCCAAAUGGACGCGUUGAUACAAAGGAUACCCUCACGUCUGUACAGUGGUAUUUCAAUGAAAAAGAUAUUAGUGGAGCAGGGUAAUGUGCGGGGACUCCUGAAAACCAAGCAGCAAAAGAAACAACCCAUCAACGAACUUGUUCCCGGAUUUCCAAAGUGGGGUCCCGUCGGGGCGCGUAUCCGAAGAGUCAUAGCAGAUGUUGCUUUUGAGGCCGCGCUGAUACGACAAGCCCGUUAUGACAAAUUGAUCCAACCGCCAGAGGCACCCAAGUUUGCUCGGUACAUAGCUCCGGCGGUACGUGUAGAGGCAGAACGACGUCUGCGCUCGUGGAACGCCCAGGUUGCGGCAGGCGGCUUAAAACCCAGUCCAUCACAAGUAUCUCUGGUUAGCUUGCCCACACCAGCAUCCACAGUAGGGAAGACUUCGGGGCGGGAUUUAAACAAGAGAGCUAUGGGAGUACCGAUACCUACAGCGGCGGAAACCGGCGAUGUUGCAGUGCCGCCACCUGUGCAAAUGCAAGUGAACGGAAUUGCAGUAGGAGGGAUUGCAAUAGACGCGGUGCCGGAGGAUGAGCAGACCACUAAGCCGCCGGGCACAAACUCUUUACUGGACGCGGAAGAAGAACCGCUAACACUAUCGUCUCUAAUUGAGACUUUCACGCGAGUCACAUAUAUAGACGACGAUCAUCUCGGUGCGCGAGUGCACUUGGGGAAAUUAUACAUGCAGCAAGGUCGAAGUGAUUUUGCUGAGAACAUUUUUGAGAGGGCUUGCAAGAGUUCCAAGGCGAGAGGCGGCGGAGGGGGCCGACCCAGCUGGUAUGGAGGAAUAACCGGUCGAUGGAACUGGGAAUCAUGGCGAAAUUUGAGCAAGUGCCUGAUGAAUACCGGACGAACGCAGACCGCACUUGAAGCUAUUGCUUUUGCGGUGAAAAUUCAAAAGUCGAGUUUUGCGAGAGGACUGGAAUGCUUACGAUGAAUGGUUAGAUCUGAAAGUGCAAGGAUGAGGAGGAAUGCCGUGAUUGAUUUAUGGAUUGAGUUGAUGGAUGUAUUUCUUUUUUUUUUUUUUUUGGAACUGAUUCUGCAAAUGAAGCAUAUUUACACAUUUCAA